Messenger RNA from Aplysia californica (California sea hare), 5693 nucleotides. Its product is annotated as N-acetylglucosamine-6-sulfatase. The transcript is spliced from 12 exons. Gene Ontology annotation, molecular function: glycosaminoglycan binding; N-acetylglucosamine-6-sulfatase activity. Gene Ontology annotation, biological process: glycosaminoglycan metabolic process. Lineage: Eukaryota; Metazoa; Mollusca; Gastropoda; Aplysiida; Aplysiidae. The record is from RefSeq and is a predicted model, not a curated record. Bases 21 to 1688 code for a protein of 555 amino acids.
CAUGUGAUCAAACAUUUAAGAUGGUGGAUGCUGCCGGGUGUCAACUACGACGCUGCUCGAAAAUGAGUUCUAUCGUAUUGUAUGCUUUGCUUUUUUUCACCUUGUCGGUGACAGUCUCACAGUCAAAACAGCCGAACAUAGUUUUUGUGCUUACAGAUGAUCAGGAUGUGGCUCUGUUCGGUUACAGCCCCAUGCCAAAGGCAAAAGCACUCAUUGGAGAUGUUGGAAAGACUUUCACAAACAUGUUUGUGUCCAGCCCUCUCUGCUGCCCCAGUAGGUCGAGCAUUCUUACUGGUAAAUAUGUGCACAACCACUUAGCCUCCAACAACAGCCUGACUGGGAACUGUAGCAGUCCUUCCUGGCAAAAAGGACCUGAGCAGGAAGCUUUCCCAGUCUACUUGAAAAAAAGUGGCUACAAGACUUUCUUUUCUGGAAAGUAUUUGAAUCAGUAUGGCCAACCAGGAGCUGGGGGUGUGGAACACAUUCCUCCUGGCUGGGAUGACUGGCAUGGUUUGGUUGGCAAUUCAAGGUACUACAAUUAUUCACUGUCUGUGAAUGGAAAAGAGGAAAAGCACGGAGAUGACUAUAAGUCAGACUAUCUCACUGAUAUCAUUCACCGGCGAGCUUUGGACUUUUUGAACAAGCAGAAUGGUGACAGUCCAUUUUUCCUCAUGCUGUCCACCCCUGCGUGCCACGAACCGUUUGACUCAGCUCCUCAGUUUUUGAAAAACUUCACUGGUGAUAAGGCUCCCAGGACCAAACACUUCAACAUCCAUGGCACAGACAAGCAUUGGCUGAUUGAGCAGACAAUUACACCGAUGCCCAAUGACACCAUCACUAUGAUUGAUGACUACUUUAGGAGCAGAUGGCGCACUCUUUUGUCUGUGGAUGACAUGAUUGAAGGAGUGGUGAACAAACUGAAGGCUAUGGGUGAGCUGGACAACACUUACAUCUUCUUCAGUUCAGACAAUGGCUAUCAUUUAGGUCAGUUUUCUUUGCCUUAUGACAAACGACAACUGUAUGACUUUGACAUCAGGGUGCCUUUGAUGGUGCGAGGACCCAAUAUAACAGCAAACUCCACAAGCCAGGAGACAGUCGUGUCUAUAGACUUGGCCCCAACUUUUCUGGAAAUAGGGCAGACUGGUCAGUCUCCUUCAGGUUUUGAUGGAAUGUCCAUCCUCAAAAUCUUGGAGACUGAAACUUCCGGCCUGACAGUAGGGAUGGAGGAUCUAACUCCCAGCUUCAGGCUUAGUGCUGGCCUCAAACAUGAGGCCCCACCACACACAACCAGUGCAGCCGAAGAAACCAAUGACUUUAGUUUCCGUAAUUCUUUCUUAAUCGAAUACUUUGGAGAACAUAUGAUCUCAGUUUUUGGAUGCCCUCAAUACAAAAAUGAAGGAAUGUAUAACUGUGAUGCCCACUGUGUUUGUGAAGAUGCCUGGAACAAUACAUAUGGAUGCAUUCGCUAUGAGACUCAAAAAGAAAGCUACAAGUACUGUGCCCUGCAGGACCAUGCUAAUUUUGUGGAAGUUUAUGACAUGAAAAACGACCCAUAUGAAUUGAAGAACAUUGCCAAGACUGCUCCUCCUGAGCUACUGACCAAACUCAGCGAAGAACUUGCAAACCUGUCCCUCUGCUCAGGUGCUACUUGUCACAAGAAGAUGCGAAGUCUGGAAGGGUUGAACUGAUAUCAGCGAAACAGAUGUUGGUUUAUUGCUGUGCUGUAUGGGCGCUUUGUGCUUUAUCAUGAUUCAAUGAGUGUUAAAAUGAAGUUUGUGUGAGUGUGUCUUCCAUAAUAUUUUUUCAGCAACCGUGUCAUUGCAUAAUUUUUAUUUCUUCUUGUCUUCUUUUUGAUUCGUGGACACUUUUGAAUUGUUAUUCAUUUCUUAUGUGGAAUGCACAUUUAAACUAUGUAUCUACAGUUUAGCAUGCUCAUAGCAAAAUCUGCGGGAUGUGGAAAUGUUUUCCGUUUUGAACUAAUUUUGCCGUGUAUGUGUUUCAGAUACAAAGAAAAACUUGUAUAUGAAAAAAUUCUGGACCUGAAAGAUCUGUGUGUUAUGCGCGUGCUAGAUUGUAUUUUCAUGGUCUUCAUAACAAUUGUCGUUGUUUUAUUUUGUUAUCUUUUCUUUAUCUAGACUCAGAGUACCGUGUGAGAUUUGCCUUCCAUCUUUUAAAUCUAUGUACUCGUGUGUCAAUAUGAAAUCCUGAGUACUUUAUAAUCAAAAUAAUAGCACUCUUGAAUAAGCUAUGAGGGGUCUGUUGGUUGUUUCCUUAGAUAUGAUCGAUUUGGCCCAAUUGUGAGAGUUCAGAAUUGCAUAAGAAGAAUCCAUUUCCAGUGAUAGUCUCAUUUUUCUUAUGGUGUCUGGUAUAGAUCAUAUGAUUGGCAUUUCAUUUUCUCUAAUUUUUUACUGCAUUUUGAGGGGGUUUUGUUUUAAAUCUUUUUAACAUUUUAUGGGUUUUGGCUUGUUUUGUACCUAAAGAGCGUGGUUAAAGAAAAAAUCUUCCAAUAAAUACCUACGGUCAAUACAAUAAAUGUUAUAUAUCAAGGGAAAGGGGGUUGAGUAUACUUUGAUUUGAGACGAUAACUAUAUAUGUGUAUGAUGUCUCAUUUACAUAUGUAAUCUACUUACUGUGCGACUGAAAAUAGAAAAAAUGGCUUUUCUGAUCUUUACACAUGCAAAGAAGAAAAAAGAAUUUUUUACAAUGAAAUUGACUUCAUUUCUAAUUUAUAUCAAGGAGCAUUCAAUUUAACAAAGUAGGCUAUACCAAAAAAUAAAUUUUGUAAUUUUAAGCCAAUUGGUUGGAAGGGAUGUUAGCCACAUUAGUAUCAUGUCCUGAAAUGCAAACAAAGUCACAUUACAUAAAAAUUGAUGACUGUGGUAUAUUACCUCAAAGAAAUAUUGGGUUGAUAUGUAAUAUUUUAAAUAUAAAUCAUGCAUUCCACUCAACUCAUUUGCAACUUAUUAUUUUUAGAUUGCAGAAUUGCUGUAAAUAGAGUUUUUCACUAACAUUGCUAAAAGAGCCUCCCUUUGGCUCCCAAAUAUGUCCAUGUCUAUAGAUAAUGUACAUGAAUUCUUAGUUCAUGGAUUGACCUUUGUUUAAAAGGAAAAAAAUUAUAGAUGGCGGCAGAUGGGAGUGAUUUGUGUAAAAUGUAACACCCUUUUAAGUAUGUAGAAAUAAUUUUAUUCUUCCUAAUUUGUCAUGAAUAAUUUACGAGAGUCAAGUGUACUCAAUACGUCGAAGCACCAAACUGGAUAGAUUUGAUAAGAUAUAAAAUUUAUAGCCUUCCAAAACCAUACAUUUUUGUUUUAUCUUUCUUAAAGGUAAAAAAAAUUAUUAUUUUUUGUUGUUGAAAUGAAUUUUUCUAUGCAGUAUGGCAAUGCUCGGAAAAGGUGUUACAUGCAAUGUUUUUUAUCGUUGCAGCCUAAUGUUGGCCUUGUAUCACGACUAUCUUGUUGCCAAAAGCAGGUCAAGAAUACCAAAGAUAAGUUUUCAGAACAUUAGUAGCACAUAGUAUCACUGGAGUUAUGUGGAGAUACAGUUUUGUCUUCUACUUCAAGGGAUUUUUUUACACUUUAUUAAUUUUGGUGCUACGUUGGAUUGAAGUUAAAAAUACAUUUAACGACAAGUUAUCAAUUAUUUGUUUUGUAUUCAUGUAAGUCUGUUUCAACAGUCUUUUAUUUCGAGCUGUUGUUACAAAGGUUUUAUAACUUAAUCAGGUAUCGUACACAGCUGCCCUUUGUGUGCCAUUGUACAAAAUGGUAAUAAAAUCCCAGUCUGUUUUUUAUGGCAUCUUUUCAUGCUUCAAUCAUGGUUAUUGGGUGCACAGAGUUGUAUGUUAACCUAUGUAACAUAAAAAUUGACGUUUUUAUACUCCUAAUCAAAGUAAUUCAUCUUUUUUUCCUUUUCAAAGAUUGUAAUAUGGGUCAUGGCUGCUGUUUUCAAUUGUUUGACUUGUGUAACAUAAAUCAACAUAUUGUUUCAUAAGGCAUAGGUAUAACAUACAAGUCAUGGUCUUCGGUCCGUCAUAGUACGUGAAAUAGGCACAUGUGUAAGCAUCAGCUUUAUAUCAUGGCCAGCUGUUCUCUCGCUCUACUGUAAGGUCUGGGUAAAAUUUCUUUGACAGAUAUGCCUGUGCCCCCUCCCUGUGACUUAGUAUUUGAUCUGUUGCUCACUCAAACUUUAUCAAAUAUGAAGCAUGUUUCCUUGGGCAUUAUGCUUUUGAUAUCACUCACAAGGUAUUGAUAAAUAUUUGAUCAUAUUCAUGAUUUAUACAUGAACUGUUGAAGUUGUAAACACCUAUCUGUAUUGUAUUGUAAGAGUGAAUUGUUUGGGAUUUCUUUUUUUGUGUGUGUGUGUUGCCAAACCAGUAAAGUUUGAUGUCGUUCAAUAUUUGACCUUUUGUCCUACAGAUUUAUGUGUGAAUUAAUUAUGUUGGCCUCUAAUACAGCUGCUUUCUGUUUGCAUUUAAAACGUAAGACAUUUCUGAUCUUUUGUGGUUUUUUCUUGGAGACCUCAAUCCUCAAUGUAUUCAACAGUAUUAAUAAUUAUGAUAAUUACGAUCUUUCCAGUGCUUUCCUUUUGUUUCAAAUCACUUUGACUUUUGUCUUUUUAUUCUUACAUUGUUUCAAUGUUUGGAACCUUUUAGUAUAAAGUCUUGUGAUUGAUAUGGAAUUUGUACUCUGUGUUAGGUACUUUCCUGGGGUUUGUUUGGGGUUUCCUUUUGGCUGUGACAUUUCGUAUAAUGAGAAGUGAGUGCAUAUUUCUUAAGUUUUUCAAAAUUAUAAUUGUUUGAAAAAAUUGCAUACCAAAAGUGUUGAUACCUGUCUGCUUUUUGUGCAUGCGUUCACAUAUUAUAUAAUCCUAAUGGACCUGACCGUGUGUUACCUUCCCCGUGAUCUAGCAUAAGACCUAAAGGAACUCAGCCCAGAUGCAUAGGUCCUGUAGGCUCAGAAGACCAGUUCUCUCAGGAAUAUGGACAUCUAUGUAGUCAGUGUUUUGUCAAAUUGGAAUGUUUCUGUGAUAAUGUUUUGCGAUAACUUGUUUGUGUUUUGCACCUUAACCUAUUUGUCUUCAUGAAGAAACAGCUAUUUUAGUGGUCUUUCUUUUGGGAUUAGACUUUGGCAAGAAUGUUAAUUUUCUCCCUGAAUAUGGUUUUGUGAUACAAAGUUAAAAACUAUUUCUUUUUUCCUAGUCACAAUAAAUCACAGAGAUGAAUAUAUUUGUAACCAAACUAGUUAUGAAAGAUACAAGUAUGGAUCCUCUUGGCCCUCUAAUUUGAUACUCACUUUUAUUUUACUCCUUGCAAAGUCUCCCAAAAUAACUUCUACCAGGAAACUGAGCCUACAAUUUGCACCAGGGUCAUCCACUUCAUAAUCCAGCAUAAUGUGUUAUUCUGUAAUGCUGGUUUAAUUUUUAAAUCUAAGUGAGUUUCAAACGGAACAGGGUUAAAAGUGUAUAAUCAAAUUUUUCUUGCAACAGCGAUAUGAAAGGAGUUCUUAAGCUUAAAGCAUUUAGGUUGUCAAGUCUUGUGUGAAAAGAUUGUUUUUAUUUUUCAAUCAAUCAAUAUUUGAAGUUUGAUUAGAGAGUUCUGAAAAAUUGCUUUUCAUUUUGUUGAUGCUAAUUCAUUGUUGAUUUAAUGAAAGGCCCCAGUAAAAUAGGCAGAAUAAAAGUUUUUGACUUUUAAGCUUUUA